Pelecanus crispus (Dalmatian pelican) is the source of this 2118-nucleotide messenger RNA. Lineage: Eukaryota; Metazoa; Chordata; Aves; Pelecaniformes; Pelecanidae. The record is from RefSeq and is a predicted model, not a curated record.
AUGAUCAUGCAUUCAACUAGCCUGUUUACAAAUCCAUACGCAAUUGAAGUCCUAAGAACUAAAAAAGAAGAGCUAGCUGAAGGCAUAAACGACCCAGACCAUCUUCUGAACUGGCUGAUAGACAAUGGUAUUUUUACCCCAGAAAAACAGAUGGUCAUGAGUUUCUACAGGACACGAACAGAAAAGAACUCUCGAGUUUUAGACAUACUAAUUUCUCAAGGUGAACGAGCCUGCAGGCUCUUUUUUUAUCCAUGUUUAAAGCAAGUGGAGCCAAAACUUUACAGCAAGAUGAGAAAAUAUGUCAGUGAAGUAAAUGAAAGCAUUGGAGAUGCUAGAAGACAAUUGGUAGGAUAUUUACUCGAAAAAGACAAGGUUUGGUUUGAAAAUAGCAGUGAAGGGCAUCAGAAAAAAAAAGACAGUCAUAGAAGAAAAAAGCAAGAAUGGGCUAUUAAGAAGAAAGGAAAAGAAACUCAACUUUCAAGGGCAGCAAAACCUAGAAAAGAUCACACUGAUGCUGGCAUCUUUGAUGCAGUUGCUAAAGGCUAUCUUUCUGAGUUAGAGAAAACAUUGAAAGACAAUGAUAUUAAUGCACUAAACUCUUCAAGUGAAACACUUCUGCAUGUUGCAGCCACUAAUGGACAUCUAACGAUAAUGGAAUAUUUGAUCAGCAAAGGUGCAAAGACAGAUGUGAAGGACAAGAAAGGAAGAACACCACUGCACAGGGCUGCUGAGAAAGGCCAUGGUGAUGCAGUGAAAGUGCUUCUCCGAUGUGGUGCUUAUAUGUACAGUUUGGAUACGGAAGGCAAGACACCACUUGAUUUGGCUGCACAGAAUAACCACAGUCACAUAUUGAAGAUGCUGCUGAAAGAAGAGGCAAGAAGCUACAGGAACCAGCGCAACUUUUUGCACAUGGCAGCACUUAAAGAUGACAGUAGUCUGGCAAAAAUGCUUUUAAAGGCUGGCGCCUCCACUGAUGGAAAGGAUGAAAGAGAACAGACUGCCCUCAGUUACGCUGUUUCUCAGGGCUCUGCAAAUACUGCAAAAAAAAAUCUGCAUGGUAUUGUAGCAGCUUUAAUUGACAGAGGUACAGAUAUAAACGCCUACAAUGAAAUGCAGUAUACUCCUCUACUCCUGGCGUGUGAAAUGGGGAAAGCUGAAUCAGCAGAAGUUCUAAUCGAAAAGGGAGCAAACUUUGGAAUAAAGACUCCUGCUUCAGACACAGCUUUGCACUUGGCAGUUCAAGCCGGGGCUGCUUCCAUUGCAAAUGUGCUUCUGCACAAAGGGAUGGAAGUUAACCUUAUGAACCAAGCUGAUGAAACUCCGCUCCAUGUUGCUGCACUUCAUAAUAAAGGAGCAUUAGUUGGCCUUUUAGUUAAUGCUGGGGCCAAAAUUAACGCUGUCACUAAAGAGUUUGUUACUCCCCUGCAUAUAGCAAGUCAAAGAGGUAACACUGACGUUGCGCAACAGCUUUUGCACCACAAAGCCAAUGUUAAUGUUAAGGAUAAGCAGUCAAAAUCACCCCUACAUUUUGCUACUGAAAGGGGAGACAAAACAAUGGUAGAGAUGCUUCUGAAUGCUAAUGCUGACCCCAACGCACAAGACAAGGAGAAAAAGACUCCCCUGCACAUUGCAGCUGUGAGAGGACAUCUCAGUAUUGUGAAAGUUCUGUUAGCUAAAAAAGGAAGAUUUGGAGCUAAGGACAUGGAUGGAUGUACUCCAAUGCACUAUGCAGCUAUCAAAGGAAACACAGAGACCGUAAAAAUUCUUCUGACAUCAGGGAAAAAUAAAAAUAUUGAUGAUAGAAACAUUUGGAGAAAGACUGCACUGCAUAUUGCAGCAGAAUAUGGACACAGCGACUUGGUAAAUCUAUUACUGAGCCAUGGAGCAGCCAUUAAUGCCUUAGACAGCAGCAAGGAUACUCCAUUACAUUGUGUGUGCAAGGCUGGUCAUUUUAAUGCUGCAAAUUGCCUUGUAAACUGGUCACAAGGAGAAAAAGCAAAUUUACUAGCUGCUAAUAGUCUCAAAAAGACCCCACUGCAAGUAGCAGAAUUUAAUAAAACAGAAAAUCAGGCUCAAAUUGUAACACUUUUGAAAAAGAAAAUGCUAAUAACAAAAUGA